Messenger RNA from Lonchura striata (white-rumped munia), 2724 nucleotides. RefSeq names its product COMM domain containing 2 (gene COMMD2). Lineage: Eukaryota; Metazoa; Chordata; Aves; Passeriformes; Estrildidae. The record is from RefSeq and is a predicted model, not a curated record.
GGUUGUGUGCGGGUGGCGGAGCCGCGGCGAUGCUGCUGGUGCUGUCGGCGGAGCACAGGGCGCACCUGGGCUGUUUGCCGCGGGCCGGCGGCGCAGCCCUUGGCGAGCUGGGGCGCCUGGCGCUGGAGCAGCUGCGGCGGGGAGCGGCACCGCGGGCCUGCGAGUCCGCUGCCAGAAAGCUGAACAUUAGCGUUGACAUCAUUCAGCACGGGGUAGAAGGACUAGUGUAUCUUCUUACUGAGAGUUCCAAGCUUAUGAUUUCUGAGGUUGACUUCCAGGAUUCCAUUCAUGUUUUGGGAUUCUCAGAUGAAUUGAACAAAUCCUUGCUCCAGCUGUACCUUGACAACAGGAAAGAGAUCAGGAGCAUUCUUGGAGAGCUGGCACCAAGGCUUCCCAGCUACCAUAGUCUGGAGUGGAGACUGGAUGUGCAGCUUGCAAGCAGAAGUUUGAGACAACAGAUCAAACCUGCGGUGACUAUGAAGCUGCAUCUUAAUCAAAAUGAAGAUCAAACUGCCCAGGUGUUGCAAACUGACCCUGCUACCCUUCUCCACCUUAUCCAGCAGCUGGAGCAGGCGUUGGGGGAGAUGAAGAUGAACCACUGCAGAAGAAUAGUGCGCAACAUGAAAUAACCCUGGUUCUCCUCCGCUCUCUUACUAAGCAGUUUGUGAAAAAAACUCAAAACACUUCUCACAAAUACAUUUUGAGGAAAAAUAAACAUCUGGGUCAGAUGAACUGUUUUCCUGUGCCAGGAUCUUGAGCCAGUAUAUACUGGCCAAAUAUCCUUGGCUGCCAGCUUUGCACAUCUAUAUGUGGUGACCUUUUUCACACAAUCAUCUUCACAUAUAGUACAUGGUAAUUAAAUGGGAUCAAAUAUUACUACUUGGGAUUUUUGACUGGUAUUUUUAAUGUAAAUUAUCUCUGUUUUCAGGUGAAACACAAGAUUGGCCGAUACAUAGAUGAGUGGUUUCUCUCAUUCCAUCUCUCCUCACUAUAGCCAUAGUCUGGAACUCAGGGCAGCAAAGCAGAAGUUUUAGAUAGAGAUCUUAGAAACCUUCUGUGUCGUCUCACUACUGCCUGAUGAAUCUGAACAUACUUGCCUUUUUCUCUCGUAAACAUUUUAAAAAAUCCAGCUGCUGUAGAGCUGAUUGGCAUCACAGUGAGUGCUGGCAGUCUAUAUGUGGGUCAUAUACUGAAGCAUGUGCCAACUGAGAAGGGGGAGGGUUUUCUUUGGGCAUUCUGAGUAAAAUGGUCAGUUGAAAGCAGGUGUUGAGAAUGCAGAAUGUCACUGGAGAGCCUGCGUGUUCCUUUGUGCAGUGUUUUGCAAUAUCGAAGAAGGAAAAGCUGCAAAACUGAAUGGUUUUGUUUCCUUUUACAAAAAAUUACCUCAACUAAGGAUGGUCAAAGGUAAACUUGGAAGCUGGUGAAACUGAGAGAAGUCAAACUCUGGCAGUGAUCCACAAACAGAUUCGAGGUGAGAGGGGAGGCAAAGAUCCUUUAUGCCCAACGUCUUACUUUUAAAUUGUACCUUUCAGUUUGUUCUGAAGUACUAGGGGAAGUACUAGGCCUGGAAAAGCAGCUGCUCGGCAGCAGGAUUUGGGCUUAAUUAUUAGAAAAGCAGAUUUGCCUUUAGGUGAGGUUGGAACUGGUCUACACCCUGCAAGUUCUUGCUUCUCUUGUCUUCACAGCAUCCAGGGCAGCUACUGAGGGCUUAGCACUUCCAGCCCACUGGUGAGUGUGACUGCACAGCAAGCAGCACUGACUAGUGGUGCCUCUGUAUGGCAGGUGAGGCUGGGAGUGAAAAGGCACAUGUGUCAGUAGCCCAGAGAUACUAGUAAAGUAGGAAUUCACCCUUGGAUACGGACUUGGAUUUUGUUGUAAACUCCCAAAUUAAAGGUGGCAUAUAAAGCUACAUUUAAUGCAUCUUCUCUAAUUAUUUUGCACUCGCUUUAUGGAAACCCUUGGACAUGACAAGACUACAAAGCAUUUUUCACAAGCUACUGGAAAAAGGUUACGGUGCUGCUUUUAACCCAUUUUAUUUUUAAUGGGGUUUUAAAAAUUUACUGCUGUUCCAUUGUGUUCUUUGUUCUCCAUCACCAUUUAGUUCAGAGGAAUACAAGUUUUCUGUUCCUGUAUGGCUGCUCACAGAUGGAUACGGAGCACCCAGCUGUAGUUACUACUUUCUCAGAGUCUCCUUGCACAGAGCAAACCCAAAGCAGAGGCAGAACCAUCCCAGGCUGCGCUGUGUGCUGGUCACUUGGUUACUGAGAAAGAGCAAGGUUUGCCCAGGGACCCUGAAUGUUUUAUUUUAUCACAGACAUCACAGGUAUUGCUUCAGCUAUGUGGGUUUUCUCAGAAAAUUGUUAAUCUAUGAAGAGCUUUGAUGUAGAGCAGUGAUAGAUCUAGAUUAAAAACUACAUGUGAUAUUUCUUAAGUCGUUUGAUGCUCAUCAUACAAGGGUACUUUUAAAAGUGCACUUACUUCUAAGCUGUUUGCUUGGGUUUUCAUUGAAGAAGAGAUUGAACUUGCUGCUAGAAAAUUCACAACAAAAAGGGUAUAUUCAUAGUACUGGGCUUUAUAAAUCCUUCAGAUGAACACAAAACCUCUGUACUACUCAAAAACAUUUGAGCACUAUGUGAAAUUGAGAUAAAAUAAUGUUAUUGUCUUAUCUUUUUUACAAUGUACAUUCUUGAAAAGAGAACAAAGAAAUAAUGAUAAGGAACUUUC